Messenger RNA from Fusarium oxysporum Fo47, 1734 nucleotides. Its product is annotated as major facilitator superfamily-domain-containing protein. NCBI's taxonomy places the organism in Eukaryota, Fungi, Ascomycota, Sordariomycetes, Hypocreales, Nectriaceae. The transcript has 9 exons. The record is from RefSeq and is a predicted model, not a curated record. Gene Ontology annotation, molecular function: transmembrane transporter activity. Bases 1 to 1641 code for a protein of 546 amino acids. Gene Ontology annotation, biological process: transmembrane transport.
AUGAGUGAUCAAAGUACCGAGAAGCCUGCAGAUGCAGCACCCAGAGGCCCGCACACUCCCGGCGACCUCGCUAGUAGUAGCGACGCAUCUCUCAAUGAGACCGUCCAUCGUAGCAUUCAGGGAUGGAGAUGGGCCGUUGCCUACGCAGCAAUGCUGUCUACAACACUCCUCUUCGCAAUCGACAAUACCAUCGUUGCAAAUAUCCAGCCCAGUAUCAUCAACGACUUCGGCCAUCUCGAGCUCAUGUCAUGGAUCGGUACAGGUUUCGCUCUCGGCACCAUGUUCAUUCUCCUCUGGGGCAAAGUAUAUGGUGUCUUCAACAUCAAAUGGGUCUACAUCUUCAACAUCUUUCUCUUCGAGGCCGGGAGUGCUCUAUGCGGCGCUGCACCUAAAAUUCAAGCGCUCAUCAUCGGCCGUGUCAUCGCUGGUGUCGGUGGUUCUGGAAUGUAUUCUGGCACUUUGACAUAUGUCUCGGUCCUUACCAACCAGCAAGAGAAGCCAGCUUACCUUGCUGGAAGUACUGUUGUGUGGGGUAUCGGCAGUGUGGUUGGUCCUGUUGUUGGUGGCGCAUUCGCAGCAAGCAGCGCAACCUGGAGAUGGGGAUUUUACAUCAAUCUUCCCAUCGGCGCUGUUUUUGCCCCUGCGUACUUCCUUCUAUUUCCCAGUACCGACCCCAACCCUACUAAAACUCUCGCGGAGAAGCUCCUCCUUGUCGAUUGGAUUAACGCAGUCAUCUUCCUGGCGGGAUCCGCUUGCUUGACCGUUGCGCUGACCUUCGGCGGUGUCGUCUAUUCAUUUCACUCAGGGACCAUCAUUGCACUCUGGACUGUCACCGGCGUUCUCCUGGUGGCCUUUAUAGUCCUACUUAAACUACAUCCUCUAGUCUCCAAGGAAAACCGCUUGUAUCCAUUGCACUUCUUCAAGAAGUGGAUUCUGAUCAACAUGCAGCUCCAAGUCUUCCUAUCUUCAGGCAUCAUCUUAGCCAUGACUUACUUCGUCCCUCUAUACUUUCAAUUCAUCAAGGGUGACGGAGCACUCGAGGCUGGCGUUCGUUUACUUCCUUUGAUCAUGUUUAUGGUUGCUGUCUCAAUGCUGAAUGGCUUUCUGAUGCCAAAAUACGGACUGAUUCCUGUUUGGUACAUCGGAGGUAGUGCCCUUGCGCUCAUCGGUAGUGCUCUAAUGUACACCAUUGAUGACACCACAUCUAAUGGCAAGGUAUACGGCUACAACAUACUUGUUGGAGCCGGAGCGGGAUGCUAUAUCGUCGCUGGGUUCGCCAUCAUGCAGUCACUGGUUCCCACCCACGAAAUUUCCAAUGCAGUUGCCCAGGAUCUCGGAAUGGUACUCUUUCUUGCUAUCAGUGGCAGCCUGUUCCACAACGUCGCCGUUGACAAAGUCGGCAACACCUUGCCAACAGCCUCCGACACUGACAUUGGCAACUUGAUUGCGGGCACCAGCAGCGCCGUGUUCAAAGCUCUAUCUGAAGACGAAAAGGCCGUGGUUAUCCCAGAGAUCGCGAGUGCUAUGAAGAGCAUCUGGGCCUUUUUCAUGGCGGCCGCUGCGCUCAGUUUCGUGUGCGCUUGCCCACUAUUGAAGGCUAAGCUUGGGGGAAAGAAGAUUGAACCAACCGCGAUAGCCUAAAGGGUGGUGAGACCUAUUGGGGUAUUAUAGAUGAAGAAGACCGACUUGAACAUCCAUUAUGUCGGCGUGUCUAGUAUCUGUGUUGUUUGGAAG